Messenger RNA from Vidua chalybeata, 309 nucleotides. RefSeq names its product feather keratin Cos1-1/Cos1-3/Cos2-1-like. Gene Ontology annotation, cellular component: intermediate filament. Gene Ontology annotation, molecular function: structural constituent of cytoskeleton. The transcript has a single exon. The coding region runs from base 1 to 309 and encodes 102 amino acids. The record is from RefSeq and is a predicted model, not a curated record. NCBI's taxonomy places the organism in Eukaryota, Metazoa, Chordata, Aves, Passeriformes, Viduidae.
AUGUCCUGCUGCAAGCCCUGUCACCCUUGCUACCAGCCCUGCGGCCCCUGCCCGCUGGCCAGCAGCUGCAAUGAGUGCUGUGUCAGGCAGUGCCAGGACUCCACUGUUGUCAUUAAGCCACCUGCUGUGGUGGUGACCCUGCCCGGCCCCAUCCUCAGCUCCUUCCCACAGAGCACCGUGGUGGGAUCUUCCACCUCUGCUGCUGUUGGCUGCAUCCUCAGCUGUGGUGGAGUGUCCAUCAGCUCCGGGGGCUUUGACCUCUCCUGCAUCACCACUCGCUAUGGUGGUAGCAGAUGUUCUCCCUGCUAA